Molecule: messenger RNA, 1462 nt
Organism: Rhagoletis zephyria (snowberry fruit fly)
Lineage: Eukaryota; Metazoa; Arthropoda; Insecta; Diptera; Tephritidae
Source: RefSeq, a predicted model, not a curated record
CAAGUAGUAUUGCAAAUCAUUUGUGACGCCGAUCAAAAGAUUAUCGAUUCCUUUUUGGUACUUGCUGAUGACUAUUCGUUCGACGCCUCACCCAUAGGUCAAACAUUGGCAUUAAAUGUACAAACAAUGCCAACAGGCAGUUACCUCAUAGGUGAGCCCAGCGAUAAUGAGGAGCGAAAUUUCAAUUCAGCAUUACAGCCGGCUUUACAUAUUGGCGAACAAGUACUAGACGCAAUGGCGAAACGUUUUAAUGUUUUAUAUGCGUUGGAAGCGCGUAAUAUUCAUGAAGUACGAAAAAUAGUGGACACGGUUUGUGCAUUACAUAAUCUUUGCGUUGAAAUGGAGGAUGACUAUAGCGAGCGCAAACUGAAGGAUAUGCAAUUUAAUUGGGCCAAAGUGAUAGACGAAGGCUCAAAGAAACUAAGAGAUGAACAAGACGAACAGGGCAAACAAAAGCGUAGGGCUCUAAUGGCGCAGGUGUUAAAUUAAAUAUCUUGGGUACAUUUCAAAUUUAAACGGAUUAGCAUUAGGAUCUCAGGUACACACCAAAAAGUAAUUUUAAAUUUAUUUAUUAUACCUUUUAUUCCUUCUAAUUAUUUAAGAAACAAUUCUAGUGUGUAUUUGAUAAUUCUCUGUUGUCGGCAUUUGCUGGCAAACUAAUUUCUUUUUCAUUUGCAGUAAAAGUUUGAUUACAUGUUUAGAGCUACAAAUAUGAUUACUUUAAAUUAGAAUUCAUUAAUAUGUGUAGAUUUAUUAAUACAGUAAAUGUAUAUAUGUAUAAUAUAUUUUCAUAUUACUUUUAGUUGUGGUUUUUAUAUCAGAAUUAUUUGUCCGUUCGGCUGCACAAAAGAGUAUGCAAAAAUUUGUCUUAUAAAAUAAUUAAAUAAGUAACACGCUAAUAAGGUACAUUAUCGAAAUACAUAUAUUAAACCUUGUGUUAAAUAAAACUGACUAUAUAUGCGGGCAGGUUCUGCAAUUCACUUCCGAGUGAAUUUAAACCCCUGCCAAUUUGAAUUCAAAGCGAACUUGAAUCAAUUUCACUCGGAAGUGAAUUGCAGAACCACCUGCCUGAUAAAAUAGAUAAAUAUGUAGUAUAUAGAGAGAUGUUUUACAUGUUUUCGAGAUUCAAGUUACACCAAUUUCAGAUAACAUAAUCAUCCCUAUUACGAAAUUGGACCAUAACAGACAUGUGUCCGGCAGAUGUCAUUCUCAAGAAUCAUCGUCCACACUUGCUUGUUAUGGCAGUGCGAGUCGGAUGAUAUCCCUGCGGAUGGCUUCCGCAGGACACCGUAAUAGGUAUUAAUACAUUAUGGAGGAUAGUUUUCAGAGAGACUGAAGUACAAUAAGAGUACCUAUAAAAAUGGUUAAUGAGAGAUCGAUUCAAUAAUAGAUCAAAUAAUAUUUUCAAUAAGCGAAAGUUGUAAAAUUAAAUGGAAUGUUUUCGAGACAUUAACGCAGCAUU